Molecule: messenger RNA, 1073 nt
Organism: Centropristis striata (black sea bass)
Lineage: Eukaryota; Metazoa; Chordata; Actinopteri; Perciformes; Serranidae
Gene: rnf11a
Product: ring finger protein 11a
Exons: 4
Coding region: 508-1026 (172 amino acids)
Source: RefSeq, a predicted model, not a curated record
GAUAAAACUACAUGGUGUGAACCCACAAUCGAGCAGUGAGUUUGACGAUUAAAUAACAAAUAAAAAAUCUUUUUAAAUGUGAAAAUUCUAGACUUUUAUUCUGAAUGUCCGUGCAUGGCGGAAGUUGGAUGUUUUUUUUACUUCCUGAUGACGAUGUUCCGGUUUGUGUUUUUUGUAAACACAACAAGGUAACAUACAACCAGACAAACAAAAAACACCUGACUACGACGGUUACAAUAUUUGCUACCGAUCAAUUUCACCGGCUACUGUUUAGCUCAGCAUUGAGCGUUUAUUCCGCUAAUAGGCUGACGUCGCUUUUUCCGUCAAGUUUUUCACGGAAUGACAACAAACUGCCAGCCAUCAGCUAGCAGCUAGCCGAGCUAACGCCAGAACAACUGAGCUCCAGUUGACGCCUGCAGAGUGAGAGCAGUGGACCCUCUCAUGGUGGUCUCAGUUCAAUGGGGAACUGCCUGUUUUCACAAGGUGCGGAUGACCUGUCUCUGCUGAAUGAAUCCGAGGGGGGGAGUCUGCCCGGAGAGCCUCCGCCGCCCUACCAGUUUUUUGUCACAGACACAUGGAGCCACUGCAGAUGGCCUGAAGAGCCACAUGUGGCUCCGGAGCCGCAGGUUGCCUACCCCUCUGUUAACUACACCCCGGGGACUCAGGAGUCACCUCCGUAAUGAGCGCACUCAACCUAUGCCAGUGUACCAUCCCACCCCAGGGGAGAGUCGUCUGGCUUACCAGCUGACUGAGGAAGAGCAGGUGCGCAUUGCCCAGCGAAUUGGUCUCAUUCACCACCUGCCCAAAGGCAUCUUCGACCCGGGCUCUGACUCGUCUGAGAAGAAAGUUAAAGAGUGUGUGAUCUGCAUGAUGGAUUUUGAGUACGGCGACCCCAUUCGGUUCUUGCCCUGCCUUCACAUCUACCACGUAGAUUGCAUCGACCCCUGGCUGAUGCGCUCCUUCACCUGCCCCUCCUGCAUGGAGCCGGUUGAUGCAGCCCUGCUGUCCUCUUACGAAACCAACUGAGCAGCCCUGUGACGGAUGCUCCUGCCUGAAAGUAACUGCACCUUUUU